AUGUCGAACAAAAAACUAUCUUCACCCUUAGGAGAAGCAAAGGUUCCAUUAAUAUCACCAAAUGAAGAAGACCAAGAACAAACUCUUACAAGGAAGGUUUUGAUUGAAUCAAAGAAACUAUGGCAUAUAGUAGGUCCUGCAAUUUUCAGCCGUAUUGCAUCCUAUUCUAUGUUGGUCAUCACUCAAAUCUUUGCUGGCCAUCUCGGCGACCUCGAACUCGCUGCUAUCUCCAUCGCCAAUAAUGUUAUUGUUGGCUUCGAUUUUGGACUCUUGCUGGGAAUGGCGAGUGCAUUAGAAACACUAUGUGGACAAGCAUUCGGAGCAAAACAAUAUCACAUGUUAGGAGUAUACAUGCAACGAUCUUGGAUAGUAUUAUUCAUUUGCUGUAUUUUUCUAUUACCGAUAUAUCUUUUCGCAACACCGGUGUUACAAGUGUUGGGACAACCAGAGGAUUUAGCGGUAUUAUCAGGAGAAGUUGCAAUGUGGAUGAUACCGUUACAUUUCGCAUUUGCAUUUCAGUUUCCUCUGAAUAGGUUCUUACAGAGUCAGCUUAAAACCGCAGCUAUAGCUUGGGUUUCUCUGAUGGCACUUUUGGUUCAUGUUUUAGUUAGCUGGUUGUUUGUGUAUAAGUUUCAGCUUGGUGUGAUUGGAACGGCUGCUACUUUGAAUUUCUCUUGGUGGGCCCUUACGAUUGGGCUUUAUGUUUAUACUGUUUAUGGCGGUUGUCCUUUGACAUGGAAAGGGUUUUCCAUGGAAGCUUUUUCUGGACUUUGGGAAUUUCUUAAACUCUCUGCUGCUUCUGGUGUUAUGCUAUGUUUGGAGAAUUGGUAUUAUAGAAUUCUGAUAUUGAUGACUGGGAAUCUACCUAACGCAGAGAUUGCAGUAGAUGCUUUGUCCAUAUGUAUGACAAUAAAUGGUUUGGAGAUGAUGAUUCCUUUGGCAUUCUUUGCUGCAACUGGAGUGAGAGUUGCAAACGAGCUUGGAGCUGGAAAUGGAAAAGGAGCAAAGUUUGCUACUAUUGUAGCUGUGUUAACAUCAUUAACAAUAGGACUUUUCUUCUGGAUAUUGAUUUUGGCAUUGCACAAUAAAUUUGGCUACAUAUUUUCUACUAGUAAACCUGUUCUUGAUGAAGUAAGCAAGCUUUCUCUUCUAUUAGCUUUCACUAUUCUUCUCAACAGCAUUCAGCCAGUUCUAUCAGGCGUGGCCGUUGGAUCAGGAUGGCAAUCAUAUGUUGCAUACAUAAACUUGGGUUGUUAUUAUAUUAUUGGAGUCCCUCUUGGAUUUUUAAUGGGUUGGUACUUUAAGCAAGGAGUUAUGGGAAUCUGGGCAGGGAUGAUAUUUGGAGGAACAGCAACUCAGACAUUAAUAUUGUGUUUGAUUACACUUAGGUGUGAUUGGGAGAAAGAGGCAGAGAAAGCAAAAUUGCAUAUUACAAAGUGGUCAGAUAAAAAACAAGAAUUGGGCUAG
This is a messenger RNA of Lathyrus sativus (Indian pea), 1467 nucleotides long. Lineage: Eukaryota; Viridiplantae; Streptophyta; Magnoliopsida; Fabales; Fabaceae. The record is from the annotation of a GenBank genome assembly.